AUGAACCAGGAUGGAACAGUCGACGACUCAGUGGUAGAUGAACCAGAUGGAACAGUGGACGACUCAGUGGUAGACGAACCAGAUGGAGUGGUAGAUGGGGUCGUCGAUGAUGAACCAGAUGGAACAGUCGAUGACUCAGUGGUAGAUGAACCAGAUGGAGUGGUAGAUGCAGUGGUUGAAGAUGAGCCAGACUUAGUCGUUGAGGUGGAUCCGGAUGGUUUAAUAGUUGGCGGUGCUGAAGAAGAACCAGAUGGAGUGGUGGAUGGAACGGUCGAUGAUGAGCCAGAUGGAGCAGUCGAAGACUUGGUAGUGGAUGAUCCAGAUGGAGUAGUCGAUGACUUAGUGGUGGAUGAUCCAGAUGGA
Messenger RNA from Pichia membranifaciens NRRL Y-2026, 363 nucleotides. RefSeq lists its product as hypothetical. Lineage: Eukaryota; Fungi; Ascomycota; Pichiomycetes; Pichiales; Pichiaceae. The transcript has a single exon. The annotation marks the transcript as partial. The record is from RefSeq and is a predicted model, not a curated record.